Schizophyllum commune H4-8 is the source of this 1243-nucleotide messenger RNA. RefSeq lists its product as uncharacterized. NCBI's taxonomy places the organism in Eukaryota, Fungi, Basidiomycota, Agaricomycetes, Agaricales, Schizophyllaceae. The coding region runs from base 43 to 1200 and encodes 385 amino acids. Gene Ontology annotation, cellular component: membrane. The record is from RefSeq and is a predicted model, not a curated record. The transcript is spliced from 6 exons.
GCCUUCUGGACGUCCACCAUCUGCCUUCGCACCUCCGCCAAGAUGACCUCAGUCUCCGACAUCGAUAUGACGCCGAAAGGCCUCGUGAACGACGAUGGAAACUAUGUUCUUCAGCACGAAGAUAUUGCCAACCUUCUGAAGUAUGUUUGGUCGGGAGUCCUUCUGCCGGUUACCGUGUCCGCCUACCAGGACCGCCUCAAUCUCUCGACCGACACUGUGGACAAGCUUUCCGAUGUCAUUGACCCACUCCUCGCGGCUUAUGCUACUGCGCAGAAGAACUGCCUGAAAUUCAGGGACGAGACGUAUCCCAGCAUUGUCGACCUUUCCAACGACGUUUUCGCCUAUGCUCAGACUGCGGGCGGAACCAUCGACGACUCUUACUACGCUGCCAUUCUCAACUGGAUCAGAGAAUUGAAUGAAACCACGGACCCGGGGACGCAGAAGGAGCUCAGACAGAGUAUAGAUGCUAUCAUCGACCAACAGACGGGCGAGAUCGAGCGCAUGCAAGCCAGAGCGAAGGGGACGGUCGCUGACCUCAAGACUUUUGAGUCUCUGACGCAGACGGACCAGAAUGCGCUGAGCUCCCGUAGCAACGCUCUGAACGACAAAAUCAUCGCCGAGCUCGGCAGCAUCAAGGAACUCGACGCAGAAAUGGAGAAGUACCGGAAGCAGAUGAGGUCCGACAUGGACGAAUGCGAGCACGACAGGGUCAUUGCUCAGACUUCCGCGGCGUAUGUCUGGCUCUUCCCCUUCGGAACGAUCGCCGCCGCCGCCAUUGCUGUAAUCUUCACGAAUAAGGCCAAUGACAUGGAGCGCAGCAUCAGACAGGUCAAGGAUCUCAUCGCGAAGGACCAGCAGAAGAAGCAUGACGAGACGAACCUGUCCCUGGACCUUAAAGCCAUCGGGAACGACCUGAAGAGCGUUCGGGACAAAAUCCAGCCCUGCAUCAAAGUCCUAGAGACGAUGGAGGGGGUCUGGUCUGCCAUUGCCGGAGACCUCAGCACGAUCAAGGAGCUGCUCGCAAGGGACUUCAGGUCUGCGGGCGAAGCAAUGGCGAAGUUGGAGGCGAAGAAACUGGUGAAUGAUUGGAACGAGCUCAAGGUGUCCAUCGACAAAUAUCGCCAAGUCGCGUACGUGGCCGACGUUUCCACUGUCACCAUGGACGAGUACGUGGUACAGCUGCACGAGGCGAGCAAGUAGUCUACGUUCCGGUGGAUAUCGUCGUUGCCCUCGGGCUCGUCCC